CCUGUAGAUCUCAAAGCGAUCAGUGAACAAAUAGGUCUGUCAAGUGGUGAAAUUAUUAAGAGUUAUAAUAAUCGAGUCUCGCUCGAGACCGGUCAGUUCUGUUUUUAAUCGCUGGGAGCGAACACGGAAAAUAGAAAACCAGCGACAUGAUUGGAAUUUAUUUACUAAUCGCCGUAGCGACUCUAAUCUACGUCUACCUGAAAUGGACAUUCAGCUACUGGGAUCGCAAGGGAUUCCGCUCGGCGGGCUCCAGUAUCCCCUUUGGAGUUCUGGAGGCAGUGUCGAAGGGAAAGAGGUCCUUUGGCAUGGCCAUUAACGACCUUUACAACUCCACCAAGGGUCCUGUGGUGGGAAUGUAUCUCACCCUGCGACCGGCUCUGUUGAUUCGAGAUGCCCAGCUGGCGCACGAUGUCCUGGUCAAGGACUUCACCAGCUUCCAUGAUCGGGGCGUGUAUGUGGACGAGGAGAACGAUCCCAUUUCGGCCGGUCUGUUCUCGCUGGAGGGUGCCAGUUGGAAGACCAUGCGGACCAAGCUCUCGCCCUCGUUCACCUCCGGUAAGCUGAAGGCCAUGUUCGAGACUUCCGAUGCAGUGGGCGAUAAGUUGGUGGCCCACUUGAACAGUCUGCUGCCGGCCAAGGGGAGCAAAGAGGUGGAACUGAAGGCUCUGAUGGCGACCUAUGCUGUGGAUAUCAUUGCCUCGACUAUUUUCGGACUGGAUGUGGACAGUUUUGCGGAUCCCAAUAACGUGUUCUUGGGCAUCAGUAAGACGAUCAAUCGCAACACCUUCACGGACGUAGUUCGGGGCACAACCUCGUUCCUCUACCCCGGGCUGGAGAAGCUCUUCGUGCGCCUUGGCUGGAAGCAGGACGCUAUUGAGGGCAUGCGUGAGCUGGCCAGCCAGACCAUAGAUCUCAGGGAGAAGAACAACAUCGUUCGGAAGGAUCUGCUUCAGCUUCUGCUGCAACUGCGAAACCAGGGAGAGAUUAGCACCGACGACUCGGUCUGGACGGCGGAGAACUCCAAACAGGGUCUGAAGAGCAUGUCCAAGGAUCUCAUCGCCGGGCAGCUGUUUCUGUUCUAUGCCGCCGGCUUCGAGACGACAGCCUCCACUGCAUCCUUCACGCUCUUCGAACUCUCCCAGAACCCCGAGGCGAUGGCCAGGGCGCAGGAGGACGUUCGUAGCGCCAUCGCGAGUCAUGGCGGGAAGCUGACUUACGACGCCAUCCAGGACAUGAAGUACCUAGAAGCCUGCGUGUUGGAGACCGCUCGCAAGUAUCCUGCGCUGCCUAUUCUGAACCGCAUCUGCACUCAGGACUAUCCGGUGCCCGAUUCCAAGCUGGUGAUUCGAAAGGGUACCCCCAUAGUGAUCUCUCUGAUCGGAAUGCACCGUGACGCCGAUAACUUCCCCGAUCCGCUCAGCUAUCAGCCGGAAAGGUAUCUGGAGGAGAGCAAGAGCUUCAACCAGGCGGCCUAUAUGCCCUUCGGAGAAGGUCCUCGUCACUGCAUCGGAGCCCGCAUGGGGAAAGUGAACGUUAAGCUGGCGCUGGCCAAGGUGCUGAGCAACUUCAACGUGGACAUCAGUCCGGAGAAGCGGGAGAUAGAGUUCGGUCCCCAUGGAAUUACUUUGAUGGCCGAGGGGGGCGUGCCCGUCCGGAUCUCCCGCAAGCAGUAGCCCUAAGCUAAUAAGAAAAAUAAAUAAAAAAAAUAAAAAAAAAAAAAAAAACUGAGAGACAAAAAUGUCAAUUGGAUGCACUUCUGGCACACAUACAUACACACACAAACGAAUAACAACCACACACAUACACACACACACAGUACGCACCUUUGUAAAUGUAAAUAGUUUUAUUGUUCUCUGCUCUGCUUUACAUAAGUCGCUCUAUUUACUCGACAUGGGCAUUCGACUGGGGACACUUUAGUAGUUGCAUUGAAUCUCCAUAUGGCUGAUAAGUGCACUUUUUGCCAAUAAUGACAAACACAGUAUGGCCGAAAAAAUACCCUAUUUGCUUCUUUCACUUUUUCCAGGCCAAGUUGUGUGAACUGCGCCACUCACACACACACACACUCACACACAGAGAGGCACGCACGUAUGCACGCAUACACUGGCACUCGGGGCCGCAAGGUGUUAAUUAUUGCAACUCGCGACUCUGAUUCAACUUCUAUGCAGCUCAGUCGGCGGCGAGCUAUUUGUUAUUUUCUUUAAAAAUUGCCAAAUAAAUACGACGAAUACGGAAUUAGGCGAAUCAGCGAAUCACUCGCUUCCCAUGCUGCGGCACACACUCACACCGACGCAUAUGUUCGUGGGCGCUAGUAGCGAUCUGGCAACGCCACACUUUUAAUGCAACUCUGUCUGCCAGUUUGGCUUUUAACAGCUAAAUCCUUAUAUUUCAUUUAUUUUCAUAAAUUUUAAGUAUUAAUUUUUAAAAUUAUAUGUUAUCAAAAAAAUAUAAAUUCAAAAAAUAUUAAUGAUAAGAUAGAAUUGCUAUUAAUUGUAGUGGAUAAACGUGUUUCCUCUUAAUGGUUUUUGAAUAAAUCUUUACAUAGCUUCUUAAAGUUAAUUUUUAUAAUUAUUCCUGCAAAACUACACUUUAAAAUGAGAUUCAAAAUAGUAAAAAUCUAAACCUUCGUUUUGAAAAAUAUCUCAACACAUGCAACGACAACCCUACAGAUUGCCACUUUAACCCCAACUAAGUGGCAACGCGCUCGUAAUUUUUCAGAUGAUGAAAAAGUUGACCAAAUAAAAUCAAUUAAAUUAUAGUGAGUAAAAUCUUUUGGCAAAUGUGCGGGGGGAAGGCGAUUAAGACACCAGAACACUCUAUACACUAGUGAGAAAUAACCGGAAAAAAGAAUCCCAGCAGGCACUGUAUAUGUGUUCGUGCGUAGUCCAUAAAUUGUUACAUACACACCAACGGGUCUACGCACACAGAAGGAGAUUAUUUACUUUGAUCACCACGUAUUAACUACUGGUGAACUAUCACUAAUUAGCAGACCAUGGACGGUAACAA
Molecule: messenger RNA, 3003 nt
Organism: Drosophila ananassae
Lineage: Eukaryota; Metazoa; Arthropoda; Insecta; Diptera; Drosophilidae
Gene: Cyp6d5
Product: probable cytochrome P450 6d5
Exons: 4
Coding region: 147-1673 (508 amino acids)
Molecular function (GO): monooxygenase activity; oxidoreductase activity, acting on paired donors, with incorporation or reduction of molecular oxygen; iron ion binding
Source: RefSeq, a predicted model, not a curated record